AUGAAGUUAAUUAUUUUUUUUUUUGUAAUUAUUAGUGGUACUGUUGGACAACAAGAAUUGUCUAGUUAUCCUGAAUUUGUACCAAUGGAAAAUUUUAAUUUUCAUGAGUUGUUAGGUAAAUGGUAUGAAAUUAAAAGAAUUCCAAAUCGAUUGGAGCUAAAUCAGACAUGCAGUGCGCUUUCUAUCACUUUAAAUUAUGUUAAAACAAUGACCAUUGAUGUUCCAUCUUUAAAUUCACUAACUGGUUUUUUAAAUAAAUGGGCUGCUGUGGGAACACCAACGAGACGAGGAUAUCCAUCUGAAUUUAAUUUAAAAUUUCCAGUACUGGCACUUCAAAGAGAAAGAACAUUAACCAUUUUGGAUACUGAUUAUAAAAAUUUUCAAGUUGCAGUUAUGAUUGAAACUCUUGAUGAUUCUAGCUUCUUGGAAUAUAUUUGGAUUUUAUCAAGAAAAACUAGCCUUGAACAAGUAUAUUUGGAUCAUGCUUUCAAUACUCUACAUAUGAACAACAUUGAUACUGAUAUUUUUGAAUCUGUUGAUCAAAAUAACUGUCCAACAAUCUCAUUCGAAUAG
This is a messenger RNA of Aphidius gifuensis, 573 nucleotides long. Its product is annotated as apolipoprotein D-like. The transcript has 4 exons. NCBI's taxonomy places the organism in Eukaryota, Metazoa, Arthropoda, Insecta, Hymenoptera, Braconidae. The record is from RefSeq and is a predicted model, not a curated record. Gene Ontology annotation, molecular function: pigment binding. The coding region runs from base 1 to 573 and encodes 190 amino acids.